AUGAAGAUCGUACUGAUUCUCCUGGAAAUCAUUGGGCUUCUCUCAAACCAGGCUUGGUCACAAGAUGUUUACAAACGCUUUCACGUGGAGCAAGGGUCUGGUCCUAUCACACGGACUGGAAACCUUGGCGGAUCCUGUGAUGGUGUCGAUGUGGAAAAGGGAUUUGACAUAGCGAAGGUGUAUAGAGAAGCCAUUGACAUGGCAUCUGUUGCCCUCAAGGCCCUCGACAAUUACGAUUCCGAUGCAACAGUCAGAUCAAACCUAUUUACGUGGUUUGGAAUCGAGGAGAAUGUUGCAACUCAUACAGUUGCAGCGUCAAGUGUUGAUCGUUUCAACACAGUGCAAGAAAACUACGCUGAGCUUGUCGAACAGUCUGAACAAGAGGAUGACGGAGCGGAGGCACGGAUAUUCUGCUCAGAGAAGUGGCGUUGGAAAACCCGAUGGGUAUACAACGAAGAGACAGGGGAAAAAACAGGGCAACUGUUGAAAGUCAAUCCAAACUUCGACUCCGAAUGGGAUUACUGGUCCCCCAGGUUCAAAAGCUAUAGUGGCGAUCGAGUCAUGUGCGGACCUACCACUUUUGGGUUUACAUCAUUCGAGGAAAGGUCUUCGAUCACAUUCUGCCCUCUAUCAUUCCAAUGGGCCUCUCGAAAGCACUCAUUGAGUGAGUGGAGGAGUGGCGAACGAACGAUCCCGCAGGGAAAGAACAUGCAAUUCAUGGUGUCGACACCAGGUAUACUUUUACACGAGCUCAUGCAUAUGUGGAGUGGUGCUGAAGAUCAAAGCUUCAUUGAUCCUCAUGAUCAAAAAUCCAAGAAGGCAUAUGGUGCUGUAUUGACGGGUGAACUGGCAUCGGUGGAUCCAGACAAGGCAGCCGACAAUGCAGAUAACUUUAUGUGGUUUGCCAUAGCUAGUUAUCUUUCCCAGUACGACUGGUCGCGUGUUGUUAGCGCCUCACGAACUCGAGUUGCCGGCACUACUAGUCGUUCUGUCUUCCGGAAACGGACACAUCGGAGGCACAAUUCCCAUCACUCCCAUCACUUCGCUAAUAUCGAGGCAUGGGGGGAUGAUAUGUGA
Molecule: messenger RNA, 1077 nt
Organism: Penicillium bovifimosum
Lineage: Eukaryota; Fungi; Ascomycota; Eurotiomycetes; Eurotiales; Aspergillaceae
Exons: 4
Coding region: 1-1077 (358 amino acids)
Molecular function (GO): metallopeptidase activity
Source: RefSeq, a predicted model, not a curated record